CUGAGAGCACAGCUGUUGUUUGCGUGCAGUAGUGGAGAGCGCGCUCUGGGGUGAUGUCACGCCUCGUGCUGCUUGCUGCUCAUUGCCACUGACGGAGCUGGAGCGUCUUGCUUAGUUCGUUGCAUUGCUGCUAGCGAGCAGGAAUGUUGUCUCUCUGUCACAACGUCGGUUUCCAUACGACCGCGCUACACUUCCCUUCCCCGGCCGGAGAGGACACCGUGCCAUUACCAUGAGUUGUUUGGAUGUUAUGUACCCAGUCUAUGGACAUUACGCACAGUACGCGCCAGCCACUCCCGCGUUCAUCAACAACUUCCAGGCACCAGUCGGUCUGAGGAGCACCUCUCCUCGCCGCAGAGACUUCAUGAUGGAAAGCAGGGGGACGCAAAGGGGUCCCGGGGGGGUGUCGGCAGGCCCCGGCUCUUCCUCUUCCUCAUAUCCCUCCGCCACGCGACCGGAGGAAGGCCCUAAGGAGAAACAGGAAGUCCCCGAGGCUGAGUACCUGACGUCGCGUUGCAUCCUCUUCACGUACUACCAAGGGGACAUCAGCAGUGUGGUGGACGAACACUUCUCCAGGGCACUCAGCUCCUACAUGGAAGGAGAGGGCAAGAGGAGGGCGUUGGACCUGGGCACAGACACCCCUUCACCCAGCAGUCGCCACAGCUUCCCCCCAUCCUUCUGGGAUAGCAACUACCCCUCCCCCCAGUGUCGCUCCCGCUGUGAGCACAGAGCGCCCACCUAUUCCAUGGACCCCUACGCUUCCGGACUCCACCCAGGCCUUCCUCACCCACACACUCACCCCCACUCGCACCUGCACCCAGCAGAGGGGUGGGGCUACGCACAAGGCCAAGCCUACGGGGCCCCCAGGCCCCUCCAUGAACUCUACUCCCCCAGCGGCCUGGAGCCCCACCACUCAUAUGGCCCCCUUCUCCUGCCCACCGUGCGACCCUCCCACCUGGGCACCCUCCCAGGACACCACCCCUACGAUAUCAGCAAGCUGGACCCCACCGCCCCCUGGCCGGGCCUGCUGCCCCCAGGUGAGAUGGCCAUCAACAUGGACGCAGGCCUCCAGCAUCACAAGAAAGGGAAGGAGCUGUACUGGUUUUAACGACCCUCCUCCGUUGCCAUUGACCAGCCAUUACCAGAUCCAAUUUGGACCUCUGGAACUCUACCAUUAAAGCGUCCCUUCCUCCCCCUCCUCCCGUCCCCUCGUCCCUCUUUAUCCCUCACCCACUAUCUCUUCGUCUCCCCUCGCCUCCCCCCAGGCCCACAGUGCCAGGCGAGAGGCUCCAGGUCGGCGUGUUUGCACUGUGGAGAUAAGGACUCAUAGGCUGGACUCGUGGAGAGCAGAGCAGAGAAAGAUAGAGACAGAGAGAAAAGGGGUACAGCUUUGGUGACCUGUGUUCUGUGGCGUCUGGCCUCUCCUCUCCUCUCAGCUGUGUGGCUGCGGUAGCAUAGAGACCGUUGGAGGCCACUGGCAUGGUGCUGGCAACAGUGACCUGGUUUUGACAGAAAGGCAGAGGGGGUAGAGACUUCUUUUGGACACGGGGGGAAGAGCAAAUAAAGAUGGAUGAUAUCUGGUAGCCUUGCUGUUACACUACACCCCCCUACUGCAGAUCAUCUUCUCUGUGUUGACACUGUAUUCGUCGUCGUCCAUAUUAUCUGGGUAAUUAUCUGCAUGUAAACAAAUGGACAUGCGACCAUCGGACUGGCUGUGUAUGGAUUUGGAUUGUGACUGUAAUCAUAAUGCUGUUAGGUUUUUAAUGUGCAUUUCUGAAAUGUAAUCUUCAUUUGGCCAGCGCUCUGGAAAUAAUUCAGCUGUGCUUUCUUAAAAGAUGGUUGAGGUACGGAUGAGGAAUGAUUGAAGAAUGGUUGAGGUACGGAUGAGGAAUGAUUGAAGAAUGGUUGAGGUACGAAUGAGGAAUGAUUGAAGAAUGGUUGAGGUACGAAUGAGGAAUGAUUGAAGAAUGGUUGAGGUACGAAUGAGGAAUGAUUGAAGAAUGGUUGAGGUACGAAUGAGGAAUGAUUGAAGAAUGGUUGAGGUACGGAUGAGGUACGGAAGAGGAAUGAUUGAAGAAUGGUUGAGGUACGGAUGAGGAAUAUUUGAAGAAUGGUUGAGGUACAGAUGAGGAGUGAUUGAAGAAUGGUUGAGGGAGGCGACCAUAAAGGUGUUUGAUAGUAUUGGUUUAUAUAUGAACUCAUAUUUUAGUUAGCGGUUAGGGAAACACUACGUUAAUUCAACAACAUCAAUCAGCCCAGCAUAUCAAACUGCUGAUCAAGUAUUUCAUCAUUUUAAUGUGUUCCAUUGAUGUUACUGUCGUUUGUUUAUACAUGCCAUUUUUUGUCGUUUUAAAAGUCGAAUCUUAGUGUGUCCUUUCUCUUGCUUUUGUCAAGAAAUAAUAUAAUUAUCAAUAAAUAUUUUUAUGGUAAAUUCA
This is a messenger RNA of Salvelinus fontinalis (brook trout), 2432 nucleotides long. Its product is annotated as transcription cofactor vestigial-like protein 2. The record is from RefSeq and is a predicted model, not a curated record. Gene Ontology annotation, biological process: regulation of transcription by RNA polymerase II. The transcript is spliced from 4 exons. NCBI's taxonomy places the organism in Eukaryota, Metazoa, Chordata, Actinopteri, Salmoniformes, Salmonidae. Gene Ontology annotation, cellular component: nucleus. The coding region runs from base 230 to 1105 and encodes 291 amino acids.